AUGGUGGGAGUUCCGCACAGUACAGGCUGUGCCCUGUGUCGCGAGCGACGAAUUAAGGUCAAUUUCCAUCCAAUCCCAGAGUGCAGCCAGUGCCAGAAAUAUGGUCGCGCCUGUCCGGGUUACAGGCGAACCUUUCGCUUUCAAGAUGAGGGUCCCAACCUCGCCCGGCGACAUCGCUCCAACACGCAACGGAGGGGGAGAGGCGCAUUGGCAGGCCCACCCGCAUCGGCUACGCCUGCAACCCCAACUGAUCGAUCGCCCCCCGCACAGGAUGACUCCGCUGCUGCCGUUGUAGUGCGCGGCAAUGCGAUUGCCCUCAUGCGGCGACACUCCUCCUUGGGUGGCUGGGAGGAAAAGCUGUCGCCGUCCCUGGUGCGCCAAUCAUUCCGUGCCGCACAACCACAAUUAUUCCUCGAUUUCAUCAGCACGUCGUUUCCAACCCUCUAUUAUCAUAAUCGGUUCCGGUCUGGUGAUGCGCCCGGGUUCGCAGAAUACAUCGUCAUGAAUUUUGGCAAAGACGUUUACCUCGACUCCGCGAUCUGCUGCUUGAGCUCAGUCUAUUUAGCACACUUGACUCAAGAUCGGGCUCUUCUCAAAACAAGUCGACAAAUGUACUCGAAGUCGCUCGGUGCGGUCAUCAGGGCCUUCCCAAAAGCCGAACAUGCCAAAUCCGACAACAUGCUAUGCACCUCUAUCAUCCUCAGUGUCUACGAGAUGUACGCACAGACCACGCCCGACGCCUGGGUCGUGCACUCCGACGGUGCCAAGCGGCUGAUGAUAAGCCGAGGCCCAGAAGCGCACGAGUCCGGGUUUGGAAGAUACUGCUGGAUUGCAUUCCGUGGCUUCUUCAUCGCCACCGCAGUCUACGAAGGCAAACCCUGCUUUCUGGAUCAAGAGGAAUGGCAAUCCUACGCGACUAAAGUCAGGACCGAAGACCGCCAGAAGCCUGGGGAGUGGUCGGUGUACGGAGAAAUAUCCGACUUGGCUUUCAUGGAAAUCGCCAAAUGCCCACGGUAUAUCAGCGACACCCGCAAUCUCCUUUCAGCCUCCGCCGAGCCGGACCCAAAUGCCAUCACAAAUCUCACCAAGCGCAUACAUGACACUUCGAACCGGCUGCGCUCACUCGCCGCGGACCUCCGGUCCUGUAUCAGCGCGCACAGUGAACGCCAGCAAGGUAUCAUCCAGCGACCAGGAUCUUUCGUGGGCCCCGUACCAGAAGUCUUCCCGGACACCGGUCCAUCGCUGCUCCUCAAUGGAGCAGAAAAUAUGUUGGAGACGCUACAGCAGCUCUCCCACCGUCUUGAAGACCGGUUACGCUUUAGUCUCGUCGAAGAUUAUUCACCGGAGUCGUAUGUCGUCACGCCACCCAGCAUCGAUAGUGAAUAUCCCAUAUCUCCCUUUUCUGCGACGUCCAAGAACUUUCCCCUCCCCUUUCGCAUUCAUUCAGAGCUUGGACAGGGGCCAUCUAGGACCUCUGAUCCAAAUGACCCCCGUGCUGUGAUCUGGCUGGAUCGCAUAGCCUCCUCGAUGGGUGCCCUCGGCGCAAAGGUCCUCCCGGGUGAGGCCUCGAGUGCUUCCCUACAGAUGGAGAGCUCACCUUAA
This is a messenger RNA of Penicillium robsamsonii, 1602 nucleotides long. Its product is annotated as Zn(II)2Cys6 transcription factor. The transcript is spliced from 2 exons. The coding region runs from base 1 to 1602 and encodes 533 amino acids. Gene Ontology annotation, biological process: regulation of DNA-templated transcription. NCBI's taxonomy places the organism in Eukaryota, Fungi, Ascomycota, Eurotiomycetes, Eurotiales, Aspergillaceae. Gene Ontology annotation, molecular function: DNA-binding transcription factor activity, RNA polymerase II-specific; zinc ion binding. The record is from RefSeq and is a predicted model, not a curated record.